CCCGGUGGCUCUUAUGGGAAUGAAACACUCCUCCCGCUGUUUGCUCCUACGGAGGAAAAUGGCGGAACCGGACAGCCCUGAGCAGCAGCCCCUCAGCUCAGCACCAUCUCAUUCAGCACAACCUUCUCCUUUGCCUAAACCAGUGCCCUCGGUCAACCAUGCCCCACGGCCCACACACCCCUCACACAACGCACACACUCCCCACGCAGCAUCUCUGCUCACCUGCCCCGGCCGAGGAAAGAUGGCCAAGUUUCUUAAUCCAGAAGAGAUGACUUCCAGAGACUACUACUUUGACUCCUACGCUCACUUCGGCAUCCAUGAGGAAAUGCUGAAGGACGAGGUCAGGACUCUGACCUACAGAAACGCCAUGUACCACAACAAACAUGUAUUCAAGGACAAGAUUGUGCUCGAUGUAGGGAGUGGUACUGGCAUCCUGUCCAUGUUUGCUGCCAAGGCCGGUGCCAAGCACGUGUACGGGAUUGAAUGCUCCAGUAUAUCAGAGUACUCUGAAAAAAUCAUCAAAGCCAAUCACCUGGACAAUGUUAUCACCAUCUUUAAAGGAAAGGUAGAGGACACAGAGCUGCCAGUGGACCAGGUGGACAUAAUUAUUUCAGAAUGGAUGGGCUACUGCCUUUUCUAUGAGUCCAUGCUCAAUACUGUCAUCUAUGCCAGAGACAAGUGGCUGAAACCUGGUGGCCUGAUGUUUCCAGACCGAGCUUCUCUCUAUGUUGUGGCCAUCGAGGACAGGCAGUACAAGGACUUCAAGAUUCACUGGUGGGAGAAUGUCUAUGGCUUUGACAUGACCUGCAUCAGAAAUGUAGCAAUGAAAGAGCCACUGGUUGAUAUAGUGGACCAAAAGCAAGUGGUGACCAACGCGUGCCUCAUCAAAGAGGUAGACAUCUACACGGUGCAGCCAGAGGACCUGUCCUUCACUUCAGCCAUCUGUCUGCAGAUCCAGAGGAAUGAUUAUGUCCACGCACUCGUCACCUACUUCAACGUCGAGUUCACCAAGUGUCACAAGAAGAUCAGCUUCUCCACAGCACCGGAUUCUCCCUACACGCAUUGGAAGCAAACAGUUUUUUACCUCGAAGAGUAUCUGACUGUGAAGAAGGGAGAAGAGAUUGUAGGCACAGUCACCAUGAGGCCCAAUGAAAAUAAUGCACGUGAUUUGGACUUCACGUUUGAGCUGGAUUUUAAGGGUCAGCUAUGUGAAGCAGACAUCUCUCAUGACUAUAAGAUGCGUUAAGCGUCCAGCAGGGGGCGAAAAAGUGCCCGAGUACCACCAUGGGGACCGAGGAAGUGGCACUUCCCCAUCCGCAGUGCCAGAGACCAGCACAGAGGCUGAGUGCUUAAUAACCUGGGGCACGACUCCGCUCAUCUUUGAGAGAUGUGCUAAUAUUUCUGGAGCUGAGUGCCUCUCUGAGCAGUAGCAUCCUUGCCAUGGCCAAUAACAGCGUGCACUAGUCCAAUAUUUCUGACUGUUCAUAAGGCAACUUUGAAUGUACUGCUAAUCAAGCUCAAGAAUGUUACUAUCCUCAUGAAUGUGAAGAGUCAGUUUACAGUUUCUUUUGGAAAAGAGUCAGUGGAACAUUAAAUUGUGGUUCUAGUGAGAGUCUAAAGAUAAAGAUGUUAGCUUAUUUUAGCUGUAUUUUCAUUUGUGGUGUAAAAUCAAGAUGCUAGGCCAUUUUACUUUAAGCACUAAUCUACUAAUAUACUGCACUACAAUAGAGUAUUUUAGCAGAAUUAGAUGUGCAAUCAAGUGGAACACACUAAUGCAGAGCUCUCAAAUUUAAGGGUUAUUUAUAUAUACAAGUUUUGUUCAAGAAAAUUCAUUACAGUAGCUAUUAAACAUACAGUAUUUAGGUGAAUUAGAAAUAAUGAUAGCACAUUUAUUAACUUUUCUUUCUACUGUGCAAUAUGUAGUGAGUGUGAAGGUGUCUUGUUCCGCAGUGUCAAUAUUUGUUAUAAUGCAAAAAUUGUUACAUAUCCAACUACAACUACCAACAGAUCAGGGUAUGAGAAAUGGACAGUGAAUGAGAACAAACCAGAUUGGGAUCAUGCAGAAGUCUUUCAGUACAGCAGGAUGUGUGUGUGUGUAUUCACCUGUGCUCUUACUGAAAUCAUCACCUCCUCACCUUCUGUCCUGCUUCAAUCCAAAGUUAUU
Molecule: messenger RNA, 2164 nt
Organism: Ictalurus punctatus (channel catfish)
Lineage: Eukaryota; Metazoa; Chordata; Actinopteri; Siluriformes; Ictaluridae
Gene: prmt8a
Product: protein arginine N-methyltransferase 8-B
Exons: 10
Coding region: 14-1246 (410 amino acids)
Biological process (GO): peptidyl-arginine methylation
Cellular component (GO): plasma membrane
Molecular function (GO): protein-arginine N-methyltransferase activity
Source: RefSeq, a predicted model, not a curated record